Messenger RNA from Solenopsis invicta (red fire ant), 9305 nucleotides. It is a transcript of the gene Snrk, whose product is annotated as serine/threonine-protein kinase par-1. Lineage: Eukaryota; Metazoa; Arthropoda; Insecta; Hymenoptera; Formicidae. The record is from RefSeq and is a predicted model, not a curated record. Gene Ontology annotation, molecular function: tau-protein kinase activity; ATP binding; protein serine/threonine kinase activity. Gene Ontology annotation, cellular component: cytoplasm. The transcript is spliced from 8 exons. The coding region runs from base 1691 to 4996 and encodes 1101 amino acids. Gene Ontology annotation, biological process: protein phosphorylation; microtubule cytoskeleton organization; intracellular signal transduction.
UUUUAUAUUUUUGGUAAAUUUAAAAUAUGAUUCAUACAUUUUUAAUGCAAUUUUUUUAAAUGCAACCAGCGUAAUGAGAAUACCUGCAGAAUUAUUCUUUUACUAACACAGAUACGUAAAAAUUAAAUACACAUUUAAAGCGAUUAUCGCUUUAAUAGCCUAUCUCGUUAAGUAAUUUGAAUAUCGUUAAUCUUAUCUAUGCGUAUAUAAAAAUAAGGUGGGAUUAUGCGACGGUGUUUUAAAUGUCACGUUUUCCAAUAGAUAGUAGACUUUUCACAAGAAGCACGCUUCAUCGGACAGAUUAAUUGAUUUAUUGAGCACAAGAGAGAAGUGCAAGGGUUGUAACGGCGUAUUAGUGAGCGCAGUUCCGUUCGCGUAUUCGUGAGUAAUACACAUCGACACACAGGUGUAUCGAGACUCGAUUUCCCGGGAUAGUGGUCAGUCAACAGUCGUUGGCCGCGCUGGCACGUUGUCGACCUUUCUGUAACAUCGAAUUCCACCGACACGCCUGUCAAUCUCUCCUCUCUACCGGUUAUUGCAAAUCGCGGCGCGGCAUAGAGAUUAUUUCGAACCGCUUGCAUCUCCUUGUCUCGGAUCUCGGAGAGAUCUCCAACGUUGUUGCGGUGCACGUGCACGAUGUGCCCCCGUCCGUUAAUUUGCGACUUCCGCGUCCGCGCGAAUACGAAAGUGUUCAGAAAGUACGACGCUCCGCUUGCCACUGCAUCCGGGAAAUGCGGUCUAGAGAAGAGAACGCGUGGCGCGAUCUAAAUUUCAAAUGCGGGUCCACACGCGUUACGCUCAUCGAAACGGAUUAUACUUUCUAAGCGCGAAGUUCCCGUUCGGUGGAAUCUAUCGUCCUCGUACGUUUGCGAGAAAAUCAGUAGAAAAUCUCCCUGAAAGAUCUUCCCUCGCGCUCUUCUUUGCACGAAGCAAUAAAUUUAUACGGAUAGAAUAAUUUUGCUGAAAUACAGAUCUGAAAAUGGUUACGUUGAACCAUUAAACAAAUUUAUAUUGGACGUUUAAGCUGAUUGCUAGAGUGUCAAAAUUGCUUUUUGCAGCAGUAACAUCGUGCUCAAACGUUUUACAUAAUUAUUUGGAUAGUCCAACGUAAAGUUAUUUUCUGAUCCAUAUCUAACUGAAUUUUUAGAUAGUACGGUAAAAUUGCUCUCUCCGUGCACGUUAUUUCUCGAAAUUAAGGAGCCUCGGCCUCAAUAUAUUACUCCGACGUUAAAAGAGCGAUAUCGCGAAUAAUAUUUACUUUAUUAUCAGCCCUCACAGCCAUCGGGAUAAUUUGCUUGCCGUUUAAUCGAACCGAUAGCGAGAGACUUUCACACUUUUUAAGGAGAGACUCGCGUUGGAAUAAAAAUCCACGAUGUCGUCGAUUAUUCGGAGUCCCCCGACAAUUCGCGACUCGUAUAAAGUGCGUUUCAGGUAUUGGCCCCGACCAGUCGUAAACUUAUUACGUGUAACUGACGCUCAUGCAUCUCAUUAUUACACGGACACGUGCGGUAAAAGCAGGUCAGGCUGACAUCGCGGACGUGCUCGCGCACAGGUAGAUCUUGAUAGUGGAGGACGAACGUCGUUAUCGGUUAAAUGUCAAGUUCAAUUCGCCGCGACGUGAUGGAUCCGGAUGGAUAAAGGAUGAUUCGCCGGACGACUACGUUUUCCUUACACGUGGAAAAUUACCGCGAUGCGGCACGAGAUGAAUCGAAGAGUGGGAUAUAGCAAUUACGAUGGCAAGAUCGCCGGCCUUUACGACCUGGAGGAGACCCUCGGCCGCGGCCACUUUGCCGUGGUGAAGCUGGCACGACACGUUUUCACCGGUGAGAAGGUUGCAGUGAAGGUGAUCGACAAAAAUAAACUUGACGAAGUCUCGAGGGCUCAUCUUUUCCAGGAGGUGCGCUGCAUGAAGCUAGUGCAGCAUCCCAAUGUGGUGCGGCUGUACGAGGUGAUAGACACGCAGACCAAGCUAUACCUAAUUCUAGAGCUCGGCGAUGGCGGGGACCUCUAUGAUUACAUCAUGCGCCACGAUAGCGGCCUUAGCGAAGAGGUGGCCAGGACUUACUUUCGGCAGAUAGUUCGGGCUAUAUCGUACUGUCAUCGUUUACACGUAGUGCACAGAGAUUUAAAACCCGAGAAUGUUGUGUUCUUCGAGAAGCUUGGCACGGUGAAGCUUACAGACUUUGGAUUUAGCAAUAGAUUUUGUCCUGGUCAGAAGCUCGAGACUUCGUGCGGCUCGUUAGCAUACUCUGCUCCAGAGAUACUUCUGGGCGAUAGUUAUGAUGCCCCCGCAGUAGAUGUUUGGUCGUUAGGUGUAAUACUGUACAUGUUAGUAUGCGGUCAAGCGCCGUUUCAAGAGGCGAACGACAGUGAGACGUUAACGAUGAUUAUGGACUGCAAGUAUUCGAUUCCGUCGCAUGUGUCCGACGACUGCAAACGGCUGAUCGCGAGAAUGCUCGUGCGGGAACCCGAACGGAGAGCGUCCCUCGAGGAGAUUGCCGCGGAUCCGUGGUUAGUGAUCGGUUCCGACUUGGAUACGAUGGAGACGCUGCCGCUCGUGUCGCGUCAACAAGUCUCCGACGAUCAUCACAAUCACAUAAUUGCCAAAAUGGUUAAGGGUAACAUCGCCACCAAGGAAGAGAUAUUGGAUGCUCUCGACAAGAACGAAUACAAUCACAUCACCGCGACGUAUUUCUUGCUGGCCGAGAUGAAAUUGCGCCAUGAUCGAGAACAAGAGCAAAAAACUCGACCAGAAGCUCUAGACGUCUCCUCAAGCCGGCAGGAUGAUCUGACAACAAAUCUACGCGCGGACAACUCCCUGAGUACUAAGAACCAGUCGCUAUUAACCGUGCCACGGACACCUGGUGACGUACCGCAGAACGUGCGCACGCGCAAAUGCAGUAUUGUUCAAGAGGAAGAAGAUGAGGACGAUGUGUCCUCGUGCUCUGGCCGAGACGAGCACGGGAGCAAUUCGGCGCUAAAUUCCUUUAACCGUCGUGGUUCCCGAUCCGAGGGAAAGCUCUCGCACAUUCUGCAGGAGCGAUUAGCGCAGCUUCCGGAAAAGCACACCAGCACGAAACCCGUGCCGAGUCAACGGCAUCCGCAUCAAAAAGAGGAUACCGUCAUCGCCGAAUCAUCGCACAGGGGAGAAAGACUGAAGCAAACUUCGAGAAACGAGAAAGAUAACAAGACGUCGUCGCCGAAAGGGGCUGACAAAGGGGGUAACGUACUCUUGGAGAAACUGCCUGCAACUCCGCGGAUUACCUUGAUGUGCGAAGAAAACUUGAAGAAUCGAUUGAGUGGCGCAAACUCUCCAUCAACUGGAUGGGCGGCUAAAAAAGCCACUAGCACGGAAGCCAGACCUAAAUCAGUGACGGAGUGUUUAAAAUCGACUGGACCAAUACCAGCGAACAAAUGGAGAAUGGGUGCUCAACAUCAUCGAUUUAGCGUGCCGCUCACGGAGUCUUCGUCGGUGAUUUCCUCAAAACCAUCCGAUGUACCUGCGACAAUGGCAAUGACAACGACCACUACUAAAACACUCCAUGAAUCGUCAACCGUCUCGAUACCUCUUCAUCCGAUUAACGACAAUCAAGUGACAUUGACACCUAAGUACAAGACGAUGCCGUCGCCCAGUGGUAACUCGUCCGCGACGCUCAAUGAAAUCCUGGAGGAUGGAGAUGACAUGCACGCGUCAGCGAACUCUACGGAAUGUGGGGAUUCGACAACCAAAUGCCGCGUCGUUAGACGAACAACGUACGAGCAACGGAAGAGCAAGUUCCACAAGACGCGCACGACCUCUUGCUCGAGUUCGGAUGCCAGCGACGAUGACAGCGAAAGCAGGAAAAAAAGGGCACAUAAACUCGGCGCGUCCACGGGCAAACCCUUACCUCCGAGACGCGACAGUCAUGACGACUCGAGCGACUCGCAGGAUCCAGGAGGAAGCGGCGGAGGGCGAGGUGGAGUCGGCGGAGGAGGAAGCGGAGUGAGCAAUGGCGAGCACACGACAACGGACACACCGACGACAACCGAGAGCAAUCGAAACGACAGUGGUAGCGGCACUAACACGACAAAUACGAGCACAACGAAUGGAGGAGGGCGGCAUCGAUGCACCGAGAACCAGGUAAUGUUUGGCAGGAGACAUCGCGCUGGUAGGAGAAGAACUGGCGAGACGCGAUUACGUGAGAGCCAGUCGUUGAAUCGUAUCACCGAGGUCCAGGAAGCCGAGGCACCUUCGUCUUGUCACAAUCAUUGUCACGUAUCGCGCAAUUCGACUGUAAUUGGCACGCAAAACGUCUCAUCGUCGUCAGUAUCGCAGAAUAGCACAGCUUCUCAGCACAAUGUUGUUCCGCCUGUUUCUCAAAUGGCAACCACUACUGUACAAAAGGCAAAAGGUCUCGGAGCAAGGUUGUUGCAGAGCUGGUCACUCAGCGCCGGAAAAUCCCUGAUACAAGGCUCAAAACAAUCCACUCGUAGUCCCGAUGGAAAGAGUAACGGUUGUCAUCGGCAAUCGGAUGAUUGUCAGACGGUCAGUGGCGCCAGCGAUGAUCGUCGCGGUGAUCACAAGUGCGUGAGUCAAGCGACAUGCAACGACAAGGAGAACCGCGGUAAUGGCUCGAUGAAUCGAAACGAGUGUAAAAACAGAAAGAUUCGGUUGUUGAGUCGUUACUUCGCCGUGCAUAAGAAGCUCUGUGUACCGCUGCCGGGUAUCUUUGGCAAGGGACGUCUCUAUAAGGCUCGCUCGUGUGGCAGCAUCACUCGUGAUCGCGUCAGCCCGCCGUCGCCUAAAUCGAUGCUGCUGGUCGAGGACAAGUGGCGGGAACGUCGUCAGUGGUGUGACGCCGCGACGAAGCAGCAUCGCGGUAGCGACGGUGACAUCAAUCAGAAUUUAGGCGUCUCGCAUCUCGUGCAAGAGAACAUCGGUAAGGGCUGCACUGGUAUGCCCAACGUGUGCCACAUUCAUCUCGGAGACGCUUCCAAGUGUUGUAGCCUUUGUUGAUGAAUCGCUUCUGCUCGAAAGAGACAGAGAACUCGAUCCGCGCUUAAAUACACAAAAUGAGAGACACGAGUGUGAGUAGGUAAAGCACCAGAUCCGUUCUGGCUGGGUAGCUAAGUGGUAUGGCCCAGGUAUGGCUGGGUGGUAGCAGGUGGUAUAUGCGUGCGGGACUUUUUUCGCGACAAUCUUUUUUCGAUACUACGAUUAAUUUCUAGUGAGUUAUUAUCGACACAGAAAUAUUCUUAUAGUUUGAAAGAUCUGAUAUAUAUAUAUAUAUAUUUUUUUUUUUUCUUUAGAAACUGCAAUUCAAACGGCGUAAAUGCCGCGUCUUUGGUACAUCUUAGGGAAAACAAUAGUUAAUAAUUUCUGAGUGCAGAACCGAAGUCAGAUCUGUUUAGAAAUCUUUUUAGUAAUUCAGAGUGCAAAAGAUGGUCAUAAUUAAUAUUUCGAGAAAGGUAUGAUCUGUUCCUCGCUGAUGCCGAAGUUACGUUAAGUUUAGGGUGCGCAACCGAUAUUUGCGCAAGAAUGGUAAUCGCUAAUUACAAUAGCAAAGAUUACGUGGCUUUGGUCUGCCAUCACUUGACUGAUCACAUCAUAUCCCCGCGGGUCCGUAGAGCACAGAGAUCAAGACAACAAUAAGAGAAAGAAAGAUGGAACGUACUGAUGUUUAUCGGUCGUUCCGAAAGAGCUGUAUCUAGUCCAUGUGAACAAUGUAUUAAAUAUUGCAGAGUUUAUGAUUAUUAUUAUAUUAUUAUUAAUAUUAUUAUUAUUAUUAUUAUUAUUACGAUAUUAUUACCACUAUUACUCUACUACUGCUACUAUUACUACUAUUACUACUAUUAUCGCUACUAUUACUAUUACAGUCGCUAUUAUUAUUGCGAAAGAGAUCAUUAUCAUCUCCAUGCUAUCGUCAUUAUCAUCAUUGCCAUUAUCAUUAUCGCUGCUUUCAUCCAUUUCCUCUCUAAAUAUUUACUACGCUAGCACGAGUGUAAUGCAUCGUAAACGGGUAAAGAAAUUCCACGUGACGAUUGAAACCUACGGUGUCGAUCGAUGCGAAGUCGUGCAAUGCGAAAAGUGUCUUCCUCGUCCCUCUUUUUCUUCCGACUUUUUCUUUUUCUUUAACGCGAUCGUCUCUCUUUCUCUCUUCUCCUAUACGAUACGUCAUUGCCUUUACAAAGCUUCCUAACUUAUUAAGACGAAGAACAGAUAGCUUCCAAAUGGCGGUUGACUAUAUGUGUAUAUAUAUAUGUGUAUAUAUAUAUAUAUAUAUAUAUAUAUAUAUAUAUAUAUAUAUAUAUAUAUAUGUAUGUAUGUAUGUAUGUAUGUAUGUAUAUAUAUAUUAAAAUGCAAAUUAACAUCGGAUGGAAAUGCGAGUGUUCUACAACGGUAGUCUGAGUUGCGUCUAAAUGAAAGGAAUUAAACGAUUAAAGGAGAGAAACUCGCGCCACGGUAUUUGUAUACGUUAAACCCGGUGCGGGAGUAGAAGUGUUCUUAUGCAGGCAGUGCACGAUGUAAAGCCCACCGAGUACGUAAAUACUCUGCGCGCAGAUGUUAGAAGCUUAAGGGUAAGGCGAUAGUAGCAAUCGUCAUCUAUUGAUUCAUUCUCGUAGAUCUAAAUAAUCGGUAGCGAACAGUAGAUACAAGAUCCGUUGAACAUGCUUGCCGGUUAAGCACGUUGCGACGGUUCUUCGGUCAUUCGUUCCCUCGGGUGUUCGCGCCACUUAUUAAGAGGACAUAUACACGUAUACCUAGACAGGUCAAAUGAGAUCGAACUUUACAAAUUUUUUAUGGAAAAACGAAAAAUGGAAAAAGAUAAAGAAGUCGUGUUUAUUUCAUUAUUUUCUCUAUUUGAUAUUUAAAUUUUAUUAAAAUAAAAAUAAUAUAAAAUAGCUAUUCAAGUUUUCCUGAAUUAUAUUUUUUAAAUAUCAUGUUUAAAUACAGCGUACGGUUACUGCUCCUACAGAACUCAUCAGAAAGCAGAAUGAUAUAAACUUUAUAAAGUUGAGAAACAUGGAUUUUGUGCUUGACGUUUUCAUUUUUCGAAGUAUAUUUGAACAAAAUGGUAGUUUGGUCAAAGAUAGUUUUUUUACUAUAAAUUUUUGUUUAUUUUUUCGCUGCGACAAAAAAAUUAAAUAUCGUAAAAGAAUCUUAUGUCAAGCACCGGUUUUUGAUAUCUGGAAAAAAUGUGUAAAAUUGUGAGUCAAUUUGUCGAACAACAUCUUUAAGGUAUUGUAGCCACGUAAAAAUAUAAUUUGAGUAGCAACGCCAAAUUAUAUUACUUUUUAAUAAAAUUUAAAUUUAAAAAAAGUAAUAUUUUUUACAAUGGAUUAAAUACAACUUAUCUAUCUUUCCGUUUUUCCACAAAAAUUCGCAAAGUUUAACAUUUAGAUGUAUGUGCCCCUUUAAGUCAUCUAGACGAAUAUCGUCAUCGUCUCUCUAUCAUCGUCAUCAUUGCGAGUGCUAUCCGCUAUUUAAAAGUACACAUUGUAAUCAUAAAAUAAGAAGUGUUUCUCAUUAAUGUAGCGAAAACUCAUCAGAUUUCUUUUUUUUUUUCUUUUAUCGAUGUAAACCUUUAGGGUGUUUACCACUGGGAAAAAUCAAGAAAACCUGAAAUUUUCAGAAAAUUUAUUUUUUAUGAUUUUCUCUCAUUAUUUUCUUAGACCAUCAAAAUUGUAUUUGAACACUUAAAUCAUUAGAAUAUCGAAACUUUUUGCAACAUUACUCAUCGUUUUUUGUAUUCACCAUCAAAAUUAUUUUCAAAUCUGUAUCUGGCUAAAUUUUUAGAUGCUUCAGCGAAAUCAUUCUUUCUCUACAAAUUCACAUUUCUGUAUCAAUAUGCGAAUCUCGACGAUCGAGUGCUGGACGCUCGACAAGUGUCGAGAUAAUUUUUCACAAGUUCAUUUUUCAACUCUCCCGUUUCGUGCAUGUAUGUCACAUAUGAUUUUAUUCAAUUAGUAUGAAAAUGUAAGUUCGAAAAUGAUUGCAGGGUGAUGUUAGCAUAAGGCAACUGUCGAUUCGUCAUCGCUCAUCAAGCCCUCGUUUGCUCUUCCGUCUUUACGUUUGCGGCUAUCUACAAGAUGUGUCGAUUGUAACUUCUUUGAUAAAGACUGAGAAUUCCGCGAUGACUUCAAUGAUAUCUUGACUACCAGCUACCUGCGUGUCGCACGAUGAUGAUGACCUAACGAGACCAAAAAUAAAUAAUUCGUAAGAAAAAAUAAAUAAUUCACAGACCUAAGUUUGCACUAGCUACAAAGUGCAAUACAAAGUCGUACAAAGCCAAGUACCUUGUGUCGGUGUAGUCGUUGAUUUUAAGGAUCCGAGACUCGAUUUUAUCUUUUUCACCCAUUAUUGUAAAUUCAGCAACUCGGGAGCUACUUUUGAAACUCGGAGCUAAUAAUCGCGGUGUACACAUGGGCAUUAACGUUAUUUCGGUGUAAUGAGAGUAAUAUCUCGGGAACGAUAGGACUUUAGGGUACAAGAGUCUCUCCGCUACGAACAAUCGGGCGAAGAUUAUUAUUGUUGUAAUCGACGUCGAGAGAAUUGUGUCUAGCGCGAAGCUCAAGAAGGAUUUCCUCGCAAGCGCCCCUAGGUCACGUAUGGCUUGUCUCGGUCCUAUAUUUAUGUAACAAAACGAAGGCGUCUCUCGCGUAACUCGAACAAUGUAUUAUAUAUUCUGGAGUUGCAAAUAGAGCAAAGUGUCUCUUCCAUGUACAUAUCUUUGGCAUUUUCCUAUAUCCUGGGAAAAAAGCGAUUUAUCCUAGGAGAAUUAUCGAUAAGUAAAAGAAAGAGAGAGAAUGAGAUAUUUUCGUGCUAAAAUACGGAAUGCCGGAUCCGCCGAACUGGAUUUCCUGAGAUGCGAUAUAAACGCACAUAUGUAUUAUAUAUGUAUAUCGCGAAACUUACGUGCAAGUUGACGUACCACAUCGAACGCAUGUGAUUCCGUUGCGAAUCUGCCGGCUUCAUUGCUGUUGCGCUGCUCGUGUUAGUUGCCCAUCCUCCCCCGUUUUAGCGAGUAACGCCGCUGUUUUGAAACGCGUUGCACCGCAGAGUACGAGAGAGAAUUGUCUAAACGGUCUACUCUUUUCACUCGUCCUAAACGUCUAUCCGGCCUGAACAGACCAAAGUUUUCCCUCCCCUCCCUCCCCCUUGUCAUUCCCCGUAGUGUCCGACUCGUUACCCCGAUUUACUGCCAGCUCAGUGUUAAUGACACACCACUUUGCUAAACCGGCAUACUAUGAGAUCUGUAAACCGCCAAGCAUGAGCGUUCAUGCACUGUGUGCCCAGAUGAAAUAAAUUGAAAUGAUAAAGUUAA